Messenger RNA from Paramecium tetraurelia, 873 nucleotides. RefSeq lists its product as uncharacterized. The transcript is spliced from 6 exons. NCBI's taxonomy places the organism in Eukaryota, Ciliophora, Oligohymenophorea, Peniculida, Parameciidae. The record is from RefSeq and is a predicted model, not a curated record.
AUGUCAGAUGAUGAUGUUGAGAUUAUUCAUUCGAGUCAAUACGGAGAUAGUCUGCCUUAAUAAGUCCUUGGCAGUCAAAUUAUUCCCAACCUCUAAUCUGAUAAUCAAAAACUUCAGCAAAGUAACAAAUCGCUGGAGACUGAGGUCAAACAAUACAAACAUUUAUUGGAGUAAACCUUAGAAACUCUGCGACAAUCUGAAAGAGAUCAAAAUACAUUGAAACUUCAACUUUCCUAAAAGGAUUUCUAACUUUAAGCAAUCUAGGCUAAUGUAGAGGAACGUUAAAAAAGUGCAAAAAUAGAAUCGCAUUAAAAAUUAAAGGAUAGCAAUUCUAACCGAGAUUCCUUUGGUAAUAAAUAAACAAAUGUGUCUUCCAUCGGCGGUUUUUUAUCAUCCACUUAAAGUCCUCGUUGUUAAUGCGAUGGUUUUCAUACUAGAGGACAAACGCUCAUAGAGACUAUGAAGAAGAUUCAAUUCUCUUUAAAAUAGAAUGAGUAAAGUGCUUACUCUUAGGACCUUUUCAAAAUAUUGUAAGAAUUAGAAGAGAAUUUAAAAUAGUUUUUAACUCUUCAUGAAUAAUUUGCAAUCGAAAUUCAUCGAAAUAGAAUAGAUCAAACAGAACAACAAUCUCAAAAUAAACAACAAUCCACCCAUUCGAUGAGUGAUUAAUUUCAUUCUUUGGAAGAUUAAAAUACCAAUUAAAAUCCUAAUCAGUAAAUACUGAAUAAUGAUGAACUUGACACCAGCCAAUUUGAAAGUGAAUAACACAUCAAAUAGUAAUUUGAAUGUUUCGAAAUGUCAUUGGCAAAAUUGAAUGAAGAGGAAAAACAAUAUUGGAAAUAAAAAUUACUAUAAUUAAUUAACACUCUUUGA